Messenger RNA from Paraglomus brasilianum, 1320 nucleotides. NCBI's taxonomy places the organism in Eukaryota, Fungi, Glomeromycota, Glomeromycetes, Paraglomerales, Paraglomeraceae. The record is from the annotation of a GenBank genome assembly.
AUGUUUAGAUCAACUAAUUUCAGUUUCAAGAAGGGGCUUGAGCGUACGUUCCCGAUUGGUGACAUUAUCGGAUUAAACGCAUACCCCAGACAUACAGCCAAGUUAUUCAAGGAGUUUUACAAGCAUGCUGACGAUUGUUAUUUGCGUAUCUAUCGUGAAUUACAACAUAGUAUCGAUCAGUUAAUUGGUGACUGUGAGGAACCCAAGUUGAUUAUCAACUUUGACAAAAUUUCAAUGACCAUUAUCGCACGGGCAAUGGCAAAUCUCUUCGUUGGCGAAGAACUGUGCAAGGAUGACGAGAUCGUAAAAGUGUUUGCGACGUUUGCUACUACUCUAAUACGAGUCAAAAAACUUUCUUCGAUCGCGUACCUUAUUCAUCCUCGUCUCCAAACGAAAUACAUCAAAUUAGUCUUUAAAUAUGGAGACAAUUCACCGCAAAAGCAUAAGGACCUUUUGACAAAAAAGUUAAAGCCUAUUUUCGAGAAACGCUAUCAGGACAUGCAACAGUUUGGAAAUGAAUGGAAGCGUCCCGAUGAUCUAAUUCAACUCCUAUUGGAAUAUUCCAUUGACUUGUUUGGUAAAAUUCACUACGACUGCAUAGCAUGUCAUAUGCUAAUGCUUGUGUGGGCUUCGAUCCAUACUACUAGCGAAAAUCUUUUAAACACGCUCAAUGAUUACGCGGGAAGGUCUGAGUACUGGAAUGAUCUGAGAAAAGAACAAGAGGUCACAACAGACGGUCUUGAUUUUGACUUGACUAUGGACCGAAUGGAGAAAUUGGAUAGUUUUGUCAAAGAAUCUAAUCGUCUGAUAGGGCAUAUCAGUAAGUAUGACUCGUUGAUAGCAAUAGACGCCGGAUGUUAUUUGUUACGUUUUCAAUUAUACUCUCUCUUUCUCUCUCCAAAUACUCUCAAUUAUUGGUUUAUCGCAUCCAGUAACGCUCCCUCUCAUUGUGCAAUGUGUCCGUCUUUUACGUUCAGUAAUGGGUAUCAAGUUCCCAAAGGUCGCCUGGUAUUGAUGAACAACCUCGCCCACAUGUCCAAUUCUUCUCUGCACGGUGAUAAUCCGGAGACGUUUUCUGGAUUUCGACACGUCAGCAAGUCUCCAUUCGCUAGAGUCGGUAGGGACUCGAUGGCUUUUGGGCUAGGAAAACAUGCAUGUCCGGGUAGAUGGUUAGCUAGUAGGAACAUUAAGAUGGCAAUGUCAAUACUUAUUAGAAAGUACGAGAUUAGCACUCUUGACGGAAAACGGCCGAAGUACCCUAUAAAACGCGGGUUUAGCGCUAUAGGUCCUCUGCCUCUAACUUUUAAGAAGAGGAAGUAG